CUGCACUUUUCAGUUGUGGUUGCCCAAUGUCCUCCUGGACUGAAUCCACUGCAGUCAAAUGGCCAACCGCUGACCUGUUCACCUCAAGAUAUUUGCAGUUGUCAGAAGCAUCGUCCAGGAGCAGCUUGCCAGUACUCACAGCAGCAUAAGCAGUACAUUUGCUGUGUGGGACAAGCACAACAAUGUGGACCAUCAUCGUCACCACUGAUCUCCUUCACCGGUCAGAUCGUUCAGUGUCAGUCGUCGAAUCAGUGCCUCGGUGGAUUCAGCUGCGCACAAGGAACCUGCUGUGCUACUGCCUGCUCGUCUAGUCAGUGCAUGAACGGACAAGUGUACGUGAAUGGUCAGUGCCUGAAUGUCGUACCCAUCGGUUCGAUGUGCCAAGCAACGGAGCAGUGUCGUGGCGGCUCGAUUUGCUAUUUGAAAGUUCGAAGAAGUUUGGUGACGGGAGGGGUCGACACCUGCAAGCAUUUAGAUGGAGUGAUGGUGAAUGGGCAAUGUGAAUCAUUAGCAUCUCCAGGAAUGAGUUGCAUUGCUCCAGAACAGUGCAUCGAUAAUUCCCAGUGCAUCAGGAACACCUGUACUUGCAAUCAAGGAUAUCGCUUGAUAAAUGGCUACUGCAUUCGAGAUAUGGGUGGACCAUGCCAGCAGACUCAGACCCUGAUUAACAAUCAGUGUGUAACGUAUUCGAUUGCUGGCGGACCCUGUUUGGCAGAUGCCCAAUGUGUAGGUGGAGCUACAUGCCAAAACUCCGUUUGUCAAUGCACAUAUGGGUACACGGCCAUGUACGGUUUCUGCAUCCGCGACACUACUGGCUCCCGAUGCAGCAAUACUGAGGUAACCACUUUUGAUUUUCGUCACAUACUAUACCUUCAUACUGUAGCUUCCCUUCCAAGUCGAGAAGAUGAAUGCAAGUCGCUCCAGAACCGAACCAGAAAUUUGCAGGUACUUGUGAACGGACAAUGCAUGCAAAAAGUAACUAUCGGAGGGCCUUGUAUGUACAGCCAGCAGUGUCUUGGCAACUCGAUCUGUACCACUGGCUACUGUCAAUGCCCCGGAGGUGUGCAAGCCUUCAAUGGAAAAUGCAGCAGUCCUGAAUGCCGGCAGCAGAAUCAGGUUUACAUUAAUGGACAGUGCUAUCCAAUGGCGAUCGUUGGUGGUCCGUGCAUGUACGACGAUCAAUGCACUGGUUAUUCACAGUGUAUGAGCGGAUACUGUAGAUGUCCAAAUGGUGCAACGACUACCAACGGCAUUUCUCGCGGGGACGAAAAUGGAGAAUGGAGACGAAAACAAAAGAAGUCGAUUGGAGGACAGUGUCUCCGAUUGGUACCGCUCGGCCAAUCCUGCCAGUACUCUGCUCAGUGCAUGGGAUUCGGCUCUUGUAGAUCGUCAAUAUGCGUCUGCCCGAAUGGAUAUUCCGCUGUAAACGGUGUAUGCCGAUCCAGUGGUGAGUCAUCUGGCUGCAAUCCAAAUCAAGUGCUCGUCAACAAUCAGUGUUAUCCCCUAGUGCAGACUGGAGGUCAGUGUUUCUAUAAUCAGCAAUGUAUGGGAGGUUCAAGCUGUCAGUCAAGUAUUUGCCGCUGUCCUCCUGGAACCUUUGAUAACGGUGACGGGUACUGUAGAAACGGAGGUGAGUUGCUCAACAUUGAGUUAGCGGAAAAGGCCGGCAUGACUAGGGAGAACUGUGACUAUGUGUGCUGCAGGCUUAUGAGCUAG
Molecule: messenger RNA, 1716 nt
Organism: Haemonchus placei
Lineage: Eukaryota; Metazoa; Nematoda; Chromadorea; Rhabditida; Trichostrongylidae
Source: the annotation of a GenBank genome assembly